AUGUAUUUAAUAUGCCGAAGGGAUUAUGAGUCUGGCAGCCGACUUGGGCCAUUGAGCAUCUUUGUUCAAGAGCGACUGAAGCUUUGGCAUGAUCUAGCCUUUGUGGUGGACAAUGGAUAUUGCUUCUCCUCUUUCACAGGUGCAUCGUCAUCUAAGUCGAUGACGGCCUGGUGGUUCCGUCACAUCCUCUACGAUGAUGUUUUGGGGUUUUCCGACGUCACUCCCAUCCAGAAUAAUUUCAUACUCUUGUUACCACCUCCACCAAUCCUCACUCUUGGCAACCGCAUGCUCAUAGAAAUCUUUCGUGACCUUGGCAAAGUCCUUCAUAUUCGUCACCGCUCUAACUCUUCCUUUAUGCACCCAAUUGCGAAUAGUAAGCUCAAUGAUACCCUUCACUUCUUGCGCUCCAGACAUAAGAAACUUCCCUCUUCAAAUCAUGAGCUGAAUGUCCUUAGGAAUAUUGAGGAAACGGAAAGGCUGGGAGCCGAAGUCGGCCAUUGCGUGAUAGAGCAGCAGUGUAGUAUGAGGAAGGAAGAAGUGCCGAUGAAAACGGUCCGUGUUGGAUCCUUUACUAGUUGCGGUGGAAAUUAUUCCAGCACUUUAGGGAAAGACUUUCCGUUACUUCAACUUGGGAGGGUCGUGAAAGAUGGCAAGUCCGCAUAUGAGGCUGCGCAGUUUGAAUGUGAGGCUAGUGGGUUUGCUUAUGAUCAUUCUGGAAGCUGUUCGAAGGAACAUCCUAGUAUGGUUGAAGACGGAUUUGUGUCAGUUGUCAACAUAGAGAACUUGAGGUUUGGUUACGGUUCCCAACCCGACUUGGAGCAGUUUAGCGUGGUGCCCUUCCAGUUCCAAGGUUUGCUUGUCGCCAGGAUCCACAUGUGGGCCGCUAGCAUGUAUGCGGCGAAGGCUAAAAACCGAAAACGUGGGAGAUUCCCAUGGGUGCCUUUAGCCAUGGUGGGACAACCGAGGCCGAUGGAGCCACAUGGAAACCGUUCCCACUACGAGCAUACGUUGACGGCUAUCGGCGUCAAACGUGAGUGA
Lindgomyces ingoldianus is the source of this 1038-nucleotide messenger RNA. RefSeq lists its product as uncharacterized. The transcript is spliced from 10 exons. Lineage: Eukaryota; Fungi; Ascomycota; Dothideomycetes; Pleosporales; Lindgomycetaceae. The record is from RefSeq and is a predicted model, not a curated record. The coding region runs from base 1 to 1038 and encodes 345 amino acids.